CAGCCACAUAAAUCAAAGUCCUUCACUCACACACCGCGUGAUGAACGGGAUACCUCCCCAUAUUAAUGUGUCUAUUAAAGCACCAGCGCGUCUCUAUAAGAGCUGAGGAACAUCAUCGAGUCGGACUGUAGAGGACAACACACUCCUAUGAUGAAAACACUGCUGCUCGUGUGUGUGUUUCUGCUGCCUCUGCAAACACUCGCGCUGCCGAUGCGCAACAGAUUGAAUUUUCCAAGUAAGCCUGGGAAGCUUCCAGAAUCAGGAGGUGGUAUCGCCAAGGAAACCAUCACUAUUCCUUCAAUAGCUUCAAAUGCCGGGCCAAGAGAGCGCCGUUCGGUCUGGAGGGCCCUCCUGCAUAAAGGACCUCCGUCGAGACAGACCAACACAGCGGCCAAUCAAAACAGCGGCGCUCAGGGACAUUUCCGGGAGCGUCGGCAUGUCGUCAGAGGGUCACGCAGUCGCCAGCAGGGUCAGCUGAUGCGUGUGGGAUGCGUUCUCGGCACUUGCCAGGUACAGAACCUCAGCCACCGUCUCUACCAGCUGAACAGCCAAAGCGGACGGCAAGAGUCGCCAAUCAAUCCCAGAAGUCCUCAUAGUUAUGGAUAAGACUAUGACUGACCACACACUAAAAACCUUUCCAAAAAUGUGACAACAGAAGCCAACAGACACCAGCGGCCAACAAACUGGAAUAAUUGGUUUACGGGGGUCCUGUCCUGUCAUGAGAUUUCAAAUACUCUUGAGCUCUUGAAAUAAAACAGUUCAAUGUACUAUGAGGUUUCAGAACUCCCAAAAAGAAAGCAUGUAUUGAAACUGAGCCGCAAAAAUGACUCGUUCGAAACUUCUGAAACUCUCAUGUCAUCGAUGAAAACAUUAACAUACAGUAUGAACAGCCAAUAUUUACAUGCAAACGUCUAUGUAAUGUUCAGAAACUUGGCGUGGCCAUUCAUAAGGAGUAAUAAGGGGAUAUAAGAAACUACAUCACUACUACUAAAAACCAGAAGAACUAACGAUAAAUGUAAAAUGAGGGAAAGUUUGACAAAAGCUGUCCAUGCUCUGCAAA
Messenger RNA from Pimephales promelas (fathead minnow), 1060 nucleotides. RefSeq names its product adrenomedullin 2b (gene adm2b). The record is from RefSeq and is a predicted model, not a curated record. Lineage: Eukaryota; Metazoa; Chordata; Actinopteri; Cypriniformes; Leuciscidae. Gene Ontology annotation, cellular component: extracellular region. Gene Ontology annotation, molecular function: hormone activity. Gene Ontology annotation, biological process: adenylate cyclase-activating G protein-coupled receptor signaling pathway; positive regulation of heart rate; regulation of systemic arterial blood pressure.